This is a messenger RNA of Tarenaya hassleriana, 2073 nucleotides long. RefSeq names its product protein NETWORKED 4A. Gene Ontology annotation, molecular function: actin binding. Gene Ontology annotation, cellular component: vacuolar membrane. The record is from RefSeq and is a predicted model, not a curated record. NCBI's taxonomy places the organism in Eukaryota, Viridiplantae, Streptophyta, Magnoliopsida, Brassicales, Cleomaceae. The transcript has 3 exons. The coding region runs from base 188 to 1825 and encodes 545 amino acids.
UCUUCCUCUACAGAACAUCGACCCGAAUCCUCGGGAGCCUCUCUUGUCUUUCGUCUCUGUCUCUGUGUAAGAGUUUUCUGUUCCCAGAUUCUAAUUUUUUGGCCCUUUUUCAAUCAGCGUCAGACAAAAAAUACCCGUCCGGCAUUUGCGUAUCGGAUGAUCUGAACGCGUGUCCGUUGUCUUUUCUAUGUUUAGAGCUCCUGUUUCGGUCUCGCUGGAUCCGGGGGUCGUAGCCAUGGAUAGUGAUUCGGUUCCUUCCAGAAAGAGCCUCAAUCGGACGGAGCCCACGAGAUCAAAUCAAUGGGGGUGGGAUUCUCAUAUGGGUUCCAGAAAUUCCAGGUGGCUCGAGAGCAACCUCGAAGAGCUGGACUCGAGCGUGAAACGGAUGCUGAAUCUGAUCGAGGAGGAGGAUGCAGAUUCCCUUUCCAAGAAGGUCGAGAUGUAUUACCAGAAGAGGCCUCAGCUGAUAAGCCUCGUCGAGGAGUUUCAUCGAAUGUACCGCUCCCUCUCGGACAACAUUUUCACCGGAGAGUUGAGAAGACCCUCUACUUCGGACCUACAGUCCCAGGGUUCCAAUCUUUCUGACAUCUCUUCUGACCUGUGGACCUCUAACGGACAAAGGAUUGGCCGUCGCCGUGCUGCUGGCUUUGACUUCUUCCUCGGCUCUGACGUUUAUCCACACAAGGAAGGAGAUGAUUCGGCUUCUAUUACUGAUUAUGAACUCGAAUCCGAUGAUUCGUCGGUGACCAACUACCCGGCUUCGAACAGGAGGGCCAUGGAUCUGGAGAUCGAGCCCAAAGAGAAACUCAAGAUGCAACAACACCAAGGAAAUGCUGAGAGCUUGUCGCUGCCAUGGAUGAAAAGUCAGGAUCUUUCCGCCAAACUUGCCGCUUACGAGCAAGAGCUGAGAGAUGCAAACGAGAGGAUACAGAAUUCUGAAGAGGAAAUCGAUAGGUUGCAGAAUCAGCUGACCAGAUUCAUGACACCGGAGAUCGGUAACGACCCUCCUAGUGAAGAUGGGGUUCCUUCUCAAAACACGGGUGAAACUUUGGCUCAAGAGCUGAGAGUUGCGAGGGUGAGGCUCCAGAAUGCAGAGAAGGAAAACGCCGAUUUGAGAAAAGAAGUUGAGAAAAACAAGUCUGCAGAUCAGAAACUCAAGGGCUUGCAAAACCAGCUCGAGUCAGCUCAGAAAGAAGCUGCGGUGUGGAGAAACAAGUCGAGUGCAGACAAAAGGGAAGUGGUGAAGCUGCAGGACAGAAUCUUGAUGUUAAAAUCGAGUUUGGCGAGAAGAGACCACGAGAUCAGGGAUUUAAAGACGGCAGUGUCUGAUGCAGAGGAGAAGAUAUUUCCAGAAAAGGCGCAGAUAAAGGCUGAAAUAUCCAAACUGUUGGAGGAGAGAGACCACCACAAUGAGCAGAUAAAAGAGCUAGAAUCCCGUGUUCGCUAUCUCGAAGAUGAAAUAAGAAGGAUGAGCGCCGAGAUGAGGGAAGCCGAGGAGAGGCUGAUCGGUGAGAUCCAGGAGUUGAACGCGGAAAUAGAAGCGAAACAAGGCUGCAUAGAGAGUCUGGUCAGCGAGGGAGAGAAACUCGGGCAAGAGAUGGGUCGGCUUGAGAGAGAAGUAAGGUGGAGAGACGGUAAAAUCGAUGAGACAGAGAAGAAGGUGGAGGAGCAGAGGAAGCAGAUAGAAGAGAGAGCGGAGGAGAAGAGGGAAGCGAUAAGGCAGCUGUGCCACUCGCUGGACCUUUACAGAGACGACUACAUCAGCCUUCUCAGAGCAUUUGCCGGUCAUCACCAUCAUCAUCAACCCAAGACACUGCCUGUCUGAUCAUUUACAUGGCGGCCUGGUUUUGCUGUUUCCGUUGUCGAAAAGAGUGUGUGCCCAAAAUCUGAGGAUGUCACUUUGCUUAGAAUUCAAAUUCGGGAUGCUCUAAAUGAAUUGGUAGAUCGUGCGCCAACUGUUUAUGAGCCAAGAGACACCCAAAUCUCAUCAUGUAAUGACGGUUGGUUCUUGUGGUUGAGUUUUCCGAAUACCCAUUUUGUCAACCAGCUCAUUCAAUGGAGGACAUCUCGCCA